This is a messenger RNA of Artibeus jamaicensis (Jamaican fruit-eating bat), 4056 nucleotides long. RefSeq names its product ribosomal oxygenase 1 (gene RIOX1). The record is from RefSeq and is a predicted model, not a curated record. The transcript has a single exon. Bases 57 to 1964 code for a protein of 635 amino acids. Gene Ontology annotation, cellular component: nucleolus. Gene Ontology annotation, molecular function: histone H3K4 demethylase activity; histone H3K36 demethylase activity. Lineage: Eukaryota; Metazoa; Chordata; Mammalia; Chiroptera; Phyllostomidae.
GCUGCGGGCCUGGGACUUCCUGUCCUGCUCCGUGGGGCUCUGAGAAGAGUCCCACUAUGGACGGGACCCGGGGUGGUGGGGGCUUGCUGAGGCGCGGGCGGCUGCGACGCCGGCGACAGCCACAGUCACAUAGCGGGUCGGUGCUGGUCCUGCCGUUGAGGCCCAGGAAGAUCCGAAGGCAGCUGAGGCGAAGUGCUGCAUCCCGCGUGGCCGCGCUGAGGGCCCAGACGCUGCCAAGCGACGACUCGAGGGUGGAAUCGACUGAGGACGAUCCUAGGGACCCGCUGCCUGGUGGGCCGGCAACCACCCCGGAUGCGGUCCGGCGAGAGCCGUACGGCCACCUCGGGCCUGCAGACCUGCUGGAGGCCUCCCCCGCGGCCCGCUCCCGGCAAACCCCGCCGGUGCGCCUGGUGCAGGCUUCGGUGCCGCCCUCACGUUUUGGGGAGGUACCCGCCACGCCGAGCAGCGUGGUGGACACGCCCGCCCUACUGUGCUCGUCCCAGCACUCGUCGGCCGCCCCACCGUCUGUGGCGCCAGCGACGCUGUCGGGGCCACAGGUGGACAGCAAGGGCGGGGAGCUAGCCUGGGACUCACCGUUAAAGCGUGUCUUGGCGGAGCUUAACCGCAUCCCGAGCAGCAGGCGGCGGGCGGCGCGCCUCUUCGAGUGGCUCAUUGCACCUAUGCCACCCGAUCAUUUCUACCGGCGCUUGUGGGAGCGGGAGGCGGUGCUGGUGCGGCGGCAGGACCACGCGUACUACCAGGGUCUCUUCUCUACUGCCGACCUAGACUCCAUGCUUCGCAAUGAGGACGUGCAGUUCGGGCAGCACCUGGACGCCGCGCGCUACGUCAACGGGCGGCGCGAAACCUUGAAUCCGCCCGGCCGCGCCCUGCCCGCCGCCGCUUGGUCCCUGUACCAGGCUGGCUGCUCCCUGCGCCUUCUUUGUCCGCAGGCUUUUUCGACCACCGUGUGGCAGUUUUUGGCUGUGCUCCAGGAGCAAUUUGGAAGUAUGGCUGGCUCCAACGUUUACCUCACGCCCCCCAACUCUCAGGGCUUUGCUCCCCACUACGACGACAUCGAGGCUUUUGUGUUGCAGCUGGAAGGUAGGAAACUUUGGCGAGUCUACCGACCCCGGGUCCCAGCUGAGGAACUGGCCCUGACAUCCAGCCCCAACUUCAGCCAGGACGACCUUGGUGAGCCAGUGCUGCAGACCGUGCUGGAACCUGGAGAUUUGCUCUAUUUUCCUCGGGGCUUCAUUCACCAAGCCGAAUGCCAGGAUGGAGUGCAUUCUCUGCACCUCACCUUGUCCACGUACCAGCGCAAUACCUGGGGUGACUUCCUAGAGGCCGUACUGCCUCUGGCAAUUCAGGCUGCAAUGGAAGAAAAUGUGGAGUUUCGUAGGGGGCUGCCCCGAGACUUCAUGGAUUACAUGGGGGCCCAGCAUUCGGAUUCUAAGGAUCCGCGAAGAACUGCUUUCAUGGAGAAGGUGCGAGUCUUGGUUGCCCGCUUGGGACACUUUGCUCCUGUCGAUGCGGUGGCUGACCAGCGAGCCAAAGACUUCAUCCAUGAUUCUCUGCCUCCUGUGUUGACUGAUCGGGAGAGGGCCCUAAGUGUUUAUGGGCUCCCAGUUCGCUGGGAAGCUGGAGAACCUGUGAACGUGGGGGCCCAGUUGACAACAGAAACUGAAGUGCACAUGCUUCAGGAUGGGAUAGCUCGGCUGGUGGGUGAAGGAGGCCAUUUAUAUCUCUAUUAUACAGUGGAAAACUCCCGUGUUUAUCAUCUGGAAGAGCCCAAGUGCUUGGAGAUAUUCCCCCAGCAAGCCGAUGCCAUGGAACUCUUGCUCCGCUCCUACCCAGAGUUUGUGAGAGUAGGGGACUUGCCCUGUGACAGUGUGGAGGACCAGCUUUCUUUGGCGACUAUGUUAUAUGAUAAGGGGCUGCUGCUCACAAAGAUGCCUCUUACCUGAACUAGUUUCUUGUUGAUUCCUGGAAACAAGGCAGUAGUGAUGAUUCUCUCUUACCACCACCGCCUUUUUUGGGGGGAAAAUUCAUGUUCUUACCUUGAUUACCAUCAGUGCGUUCACACUUACCUUUAUGACUGAUUCAAUGUCAUAAAACUCAGAUGGUCUCCUAGGAACCACCACCUCAUCUAGGCACAAAAGUAAAGCAGAGGUUGCAGGAGGAAAAAGGGAGCUAUUUCUACAGAAGUAACCCAAUAUCUGAUUAUUUUGCAGUAAUCCUCAUCCUCAGGCUUCAGUGUACUGUGUAGCACUUGCUGUGUCACUCUGCUUGAGACAUUAGAAGAUUUUAUUUGGAAGCAUUUGCAUCCUUAAUUUGAAUUCUUGUUCAUCGGUUUGGGGGGACGGUUGGGAUUGGCGUCCUGUUUGUUAUUGUGAGUUUGUGUGAAUGUUAGAAAAGUUAUUAAAGUGCCAAAGAAUUUCCCUUUUCUAAGGCUAGAUUAUUAUGUGACAUGGUUUGAGGAGGGGAAGGAAGAUAGGGAAAAUUUGUAAGGGCUGAGGUGAAAGGUAACUUGGGUGGGUGGUUGUUUGAGGCCAGUUCUAUAAAUUUGGCAGUAAUUUGUUCAUUUUAAUCAUGCUUCUUGAACCCCAAAUAACAAUCCUAUUAGAAAAGUUAUGAUAUAUUAUGUUUUUAAGAGUAUGUUAUGCUUUUGCUAAGUGCUGCUUACAUCAGUGGCUGGCACUGUCUCCUACUUUUGCUAUCUUAGGCCUCAGUAAUUCAGCUGUGUAGCAAGCUGGCCAUGAGGGAAGGCUGGUGUUCAAGUUACUUUCCACUCUCAUUUUUUUCUGGUAGUUGGAAGAAACUUCCCCAUAUCGGGCAAGCAAAUAUUCUCAUGGUUGGUGGAAAAGAGCCUGGUGUACCAGAGAGAGCACUGGACUUGGAACCAGAAGACCUGGGUUGGGGUGGUGGCUGGCAGGCAGCUGGCUGAAUGACCUGAGGCUGCUGCUACACAUGGGCACACUGAUUUUGUAAGUAUAUAUUGGUACAGCUUGAUGUCUGCACCUCAUCAUUUAGGUUGUAUCUGGAACUUUUAAAUUCUGUCAGCAUAACUGAUCGGUUCAGUUAUAUAAGGUUGAGAACUUGAUAAAGUCUUUCUUUUUUUUUCCUUUCUUUUUCUAACCCCUUGUCACACCACUGAUUGAAGCGAGACAACAUGACACGCUGCCACUUCACCCAAAAGCGGUGUUUUUACUUUGCCCUUUCUUGACGGCACACUGGGUCAUUAGCGAAAGGCCAACGUGUGCUUUUCAAAGGGGCUAAAGUCUUUCUUUAAAAGUUGCAAAACUAUAGAUGUAUAUAAAGUAAAAAUGAUAGCUCUCCCUGUAACUGCAUUCUCCAGAGGUAACGGAAAAACAUAUUAAAGGUUAAGCAUACAAGGCUUUUUUGGUGUGCCUAACAGUAGUUUUUGUUUUGUUUUAUUCAUUUUUUUUAACCUAACUUUCAGAUCAGUUCAAAUAGAGCUCCCUCAUUCAUUUUUUUAAAAGGAAUAAAACAGGCAAAUAAAGUCAGGAAAAAAAUAACAGAAGGACUGAGAAGAUGUCUAAGAAGGAAGGAGGUAGCUUUUUCAGGCUCUCAUCCUAUAGGGCUCACAUCUAAGUCCCAAAACAUCCAGAACCCAAGUCUUGUUAAAAGCAUUGGACUCACUCCUAGAAAACCUACCAUGAAAAGUUUCUUGAAGAAAAGUAUGGAGUGUCAGUGGUUUUUGCCCCUCUUUGGGUUGCAAAUAAAUAUGUUUUGCUUCCGCCUUCACUUUUUUUAUGACUGUCUCAAUCUUGAAUAUUUUCUGCGUCAGCAAGUCCUUUUGGUUUAGUGUUUGAAUCUGGAUCAGAACAAAUGAUGUUGGAAAAAAACAACCACAUUAGGCUGCAAAUCAUCAAAACACUGAUAAAGUAACUUAUUGCACCAUGCUUAUUAGUAUUAGGUGGUACAUGAAUGCCUGAGAGCAUUGUCCUCUUGUGAUAUUGGUUGAACAUUUUUACACCUGUUAAUGAAAAGUUUACUUAAGCAUUUUGGGUAUGAUUAAAGGAAUCUGCUGAGAAA